AUGGUUCUAACUGUUUCCUUGCGCCAAAACCAGAAGCUGUACCCGCUAGGUGAGAACACUUCGAAAGACUCCAUGAAGCUUUGGAUACCAAUAUCACGCUCUACAUACAGGUUCUUCCACGUCUCGCCGUCCUUCCCCAAUCCGAUCGGAUGGGCCCACCUCUCGCGUGCCGGCAGCAUUAGGGAGAGUGGGGUCUGCCUCGUCAUCGAGUGGCGGGGAAGUGUUCUUGGGAUGAGUGGAAAUUCCAAAACCGGGAAAAGCGUGUGCCUGCUCGGUCGAGAGAAAAAGGGAAUAUUUGAACUUGCUCUGUUGAAAUUAGGAACUGAUUUGGACUCGGCAGUA
This is a messenger RNA of Striga asiatica, 342 nucleotides long. The record is from the annotation of a GenBank genome assembly. Lineage: Eukaryota; Viridiplantae; Streptophyta; Magnoliopsida; Lamiales; Orobanchaceae.